Erpetoichthys calabaricus (reedfish) is the source of this 12352-nucleotide messenger RNA. RefSeq names its product teneurin transmembrane protein 2b (gene tenm2b). The record is from RefSeq and is a predicted model, not a curated record. Gene Ontology annotation, biological process: heterophilic cell-cell adhesion; signal transduction; neuron development. Gene Ontology annotation, molecular function: protein homodimerization activity; protein heterodimerization activity; cell adhesion molecule binding. Gene Ontology annotation, cellular component: neuron projection; membrane. Lineage: Eukaryota; Metazoa; Chordata; Cladistia; Polypteriformes; Polypteridae. The transcript has 32 exons. Bases 602 to 8998 code for a protein of 2798 amino acids.
AAUCUGCUGCGCUCGAGAGCUUCAGGCUCUAAGCCUAGGAUUGGAUGUCUCUCAUUCAGACCGAGCUUCUGUGUUUUGGAGCUUCAUGAUAGAAAAAAAAAAAUGUUGUAGUGGGACGUGUUAGGGUUUAUUUAUUUCAUAUAUGACAUGCUCUAAGACAACAGAGGACAAACAAACGGGAAGAAAUAAUCGCGAUUUCCACCUUUGGUUUUUCUUCUUGCUUUAUUUUGCUCUAAACAGCUGCAACGCCCACAAAGUAGAGGAAUUAUUUUACCUGGCUUUUUAAAGAAAAAAAUAAAAAAAAGAAAAACAACGGAAAGCUUAAUCCGGAGGGAGGAAGAAAAAAGUUUCCCCGAGGGAGGAAUUCCACGCCGGUUGUCUGUGGGUUUGCUCCGAUUCCAGUGGGUGACACUUCCAGAGCCAGCCAAAUGUCAUUGCUGAAUUGUUUUGAUCACGUUUCUGCUGCUUUACUUAAGAGGCCACACGAAUAUAAGUACAUUGUGCUUACGCUACAGCAGCAGGGUUCUGGGAUUCAAUUUUAAGAAGAUCUUGAAGCAGCUUCUUUUUAUUUUUUUUCACAAGCAUAAGACAAGCAACAGCAAUGGAUAUAAAGGAUCGAAAGCAUCGUUCCUUAACGAGAGGACGUUGUGGGAAGGAGUUUCACUAUACGAGUUCCUCUCUCGAUAGCGAGGACUGCCGGGUCCCUACACAGAAAUCCUACAGCUCCAGUGAAACCCUCAAGGCAUAUGACCACGACUCCAGACUUCACUACGGCGGCCGUGUCACCGACUUAGUGCACCGGGAGUCCGAUGAGUACCCCAGACAAGGUAAUUUUACACUGGCUGAACUGGGGAUCUGUGAGCCCACUCCACACCGCAGUGGUUUCUGUUCUGAUAUUGGACUGUUGCCUCGCGGAUAUUCACUCAGCGUGGGCUCUGAUGUUGACUCGGACACAGAGGGUGCCAUGUCUCCUGAGCACGCUAUUAGGCUCUGGGGAAGAGGAAUAAAGUCACGGCGCAGUUCUGGCCUUUCAAGCCGGGAGAAUUCUGCUCUCACCCUGACUGAUUCCGAAAAUGAAAACAAAUCUGAUGAUGAAUCAGAUUUCGGAAGAAAUUAUGUUGUGGAAUUAAAUGGCAUCCAUUACUCAAGCGGCAGCACAAACACGCAGAAGAGUAAAGGUCGUCCCAUUCCACCCACACCCUCGUCCAGCCUCCUCCCUUCUGCCCCACCACCCACGGGCUCCCUCCACCAGCAUCCUCCACCAGCUGGCGUUAGAGACUGCCAGAUGUCAUUACUAGACAGCAACGCCUCCCAUCCCAUCCUGGACUCUAACCCUGAUGAGGAGUUCUCCCCGAACACAUACCUGCUGAGGCCGUGUGUCGGGCCUCAGCCAGCCUCGGGUGGCGGUCCUCCGAACCACCACAGCCAGUCGACCCUGAGGCCGCCUCUGCCGCCGCCUCACAACCAUCAGACGCUGUCCCAUCAUCAUUCUUCUGCCAACUCUCUGAACAGAAACUCCCUGACCAACCGACGGAAUCAAAUCCACACCCCAGCCUCGGCACCCAACGAUGUGCCCACAACUCCAGAGUCUGUCCAGCUGCAGGAUAGCUGGGUGCUUAACAGCAAUGUGCCUCUUGAGACCAGGCACUUCCUCUUUAAGACGUCUUCAGGGACGACGCCUCUGUUCAGCAGCUCGUCCCCUGGCUAUCCUCUGACUUCUGGGACAGUGUACUCCCCGCCGCCACGACUCCUGCCCAGAAACACCUUCUCCCGAAAUGCAUUCAAGCUAAAGAAACCAUCCAAGUACUGCAGUUGGAAAUGCGCUGCCCUCUCGGCCAUUGCUGCCGCCAUUGUGCUGGCUAUUUUGCUUUCAUACUUCAUAGCAAUGAACCUGCUAGGACUGAACUGGCAGCUACAGCCGGCUGACGGUCAUAUCAUCAACAAUGGAUUGAGUACAGGGUUACCAGGCAACAGUGAUGUGGCAACAGUGCCAUCUGGAGGCAGAGGUCCUUGGAGUUUUCGGAACAGCAGCAUUGACACUGGCAAUCUGGAAGUGGGCCGAAGAGUGACCCAGGAAAUCCCUCCUGGGGUCUUCUGGAGGUUACUGCUGCAUCUAAAUCAACCCCAGUUUCUGAAGUUCAACAUUUCAUUAGGGAAGGAUGCACUGUUUGGGGUGUACAUUCGCAAAGGACUGCCACCGUCACACGCUCAGUACGACUAUAUGGAGCGGCUGGACGGGAAGGAGAAGUGGAGUGUAGUGGAGUCUCCUCGUGAGCGACGCAGUAUCCAGACGGUGGUCCUGAAUGAAGCGGUUUUCGUUCAAUAUUUGGAUACGGGAUCCUGGCAUUUGGCAUUCUAUAAUGAUGGAAAGGAUAAGGAGGCCGUGUCGUUCAGCACUGCUAUUUUAGAGUCUGUGCAAGAAUGUCCCAGGAAUUGUCACAGCAAUGGAGAAUGUGUCUCUGGAGUCUGUCACUGUUUUCCAGGAUUCCAUGGGGCAGAUUGCUCAAAAGCUGCCUGCCCCGUCCUGUGUAGUGGUAAUGGUCAGUACUCCAAAGGAGCUUGUAUCUGUUACAGCGGCUGGAAGGGACCAGAAUGUGAUGUUCCUCUCAACCAGUGUAUUGACCCCAACUGCGGAGGACAUGGCUCCUGCAAUGAUGGCACCUGCACCUGCACUUUGGGAUACAAAGGAGAGAGUUGUGAGGAAGUGGACUGCUUGGACCCUACGUGCUCAAACCAUGGCGUGUGCGUAAAUGGAGAGUGUCACUGCAGCCCCGGCUGGGGUGGUCUUAACUGCGAACUGCCCAGGGCUCAGUGCCCCGAUCAGUGCAAUGGUCAUGGGACUUUCAUUCCUGACACGGGACUCUGCAGCUGCGACCCAAACUGGAUGGGGCCUGACUGCUCUGUGGAGGUGUGUUCAGUGGACUGUGGCACUCAUGGUGUCUGUAUGAAUGGAGCAUGCCGUUGUGAAGAAGGUUGGACUGGCAUUGCAUGUGAUCAGCGGGUCUGUCACCCCCGCUGUGUAGAGCAUGGGACCUGCAAAGAUGGAAAGUGUGAAUGCAGAGAGGGCUGGAAUGGAGAACACUGCACCAUCGAUGGCUGCCCUGAUCUGUGCAAUGGCAAUGGGAAAUGCACCCUCGGUCAAAACAGCUGGCACUGUGUCUGUCAGACCGGCUGGAGAGGGUCUGGAUGCAAUGUUGCCAUGGAAACCUCUUGUGCUGAUAACAAGGAUAAUGAGGGAGAUGGCCUCAUUGACUGUAUGGACCCAGACUGUUGUCUCCAAAUCCCUUGCCAAUCCAACCCACUGUGCCGGGGCUCACGUGAUCCUCUUCAGAUCAUUCAGCAGAGCAAGUCGCCCUCGCAGAAAGUGAAGUCGUUCUAUGACAGGGUGAAGAUGUUAGUCGGCCGGGACAGCACUCACAUCAUUCCUGCAGACAACCCCUUUAAUGCCAGCUUGGCAUCCUUGAUUAGAGGACAGGUUUUAACCACAGAUGGCACUCCGCUGGUUGGAGUCAAUGUUUCCUUUAUGAAGUACCCGCAGUAUGGAUACACAUUAACUCGCCAGGAUGGCACGUUUGAUUUGAUUGCAAACGGAGGGGCCUCCCUGACGCUUCAUUUUGAGCGGGCUCCAUUUAUGAGUCAAGAGCGCACCGUGUGGCUACCUUGGAACAGUUUCUAUGCUAUGGACACCAUGGUGAUGAAGACUGAGGAAAACUCCAUCCCGAGCUGUGAUCUAAGUGGCUUUGUGCGGCCAGACCCCAUCAUUAUCUCCUCUCCACUGUCUUCGUUCUUCAGUUCCAGGCCUGGACAAAGCCCCAUUGUUCCAGAAACUCAAGUUCUUCAUGAACAGAUCGAGAUCCCUGGCACCAGCCUUAAACUUAGCUACCUAAGUUCUCGUAGUCCAGGAUACAAGUCCUUGCUGAAGAUCGUCAUGACCCAAUCUGUGGUGCCUCUGAAUCUGAAUAAAGUUCACCUGAUGGUGGCCGUGGAGGGUCAUCUCUUCCAGAAGUGGUUCCAUGCGUCCCCAAACUUGGCCUACACCUUCAUCUGGGACAAAACCGAUGCUUAUGGCCAAAUCGUCUAUGGUCUCUCUGAAGCUGUUGUGUCUGUUGGCUUUGAGUACGAAACCUGCCUGAGUCUCAUUCAGUGGGAGAAGAGGACGGCAAUCCUCCAAGGCUAUGAACUGGAGCCCUCCAUUCUUGGUGGCUGGUCGCUUGAUAAGCACCAUAUACUCAAUGUCAAAAGUGGAAUCCUUCAUAAAGGAAACGGUGAAAAUCUGUUUUUGUCCCAGCAGCCAGCAGUGAUCACAAGCAUCAUGGGUAAUGGCAGGAGACGCAGUAUCUCCUGCCCUAGUUGUAAUGGCCUUGCUGAUGGCAACAAGCUGCUCUCUCCUGUGGCCCUUGCUGUGGGGAUCGACGGCAGUCUCUUUAUUGGGGAUUUUAACUUCGUGAGGAGAGUUUUUCCUUCGAUGAAUGUCACAAGCAUUUUUGAGCUCAGAAAUAAGGAUUUCAGACACAGUAACAAUCCAUCCCAUAAAUAUUUCCUGGCUGUUGAUCCGGUCACAGGAGCUCUGUACCUCUCCGACACCAACAGCCGGCGCAUCUACCGUAUCAAGUCCUUAACAGGUAGCAAACAACUGUCAGAAAACUCAGAGGUGGUGGCCGGAACGGGAGAACAAUGCCUGCCAUUUGAUGAAGCCCGCUGUGGAGAUGGUGGCAAGGCAGUGGAGGCCACUCUCAUGAGUCCCAGAGGAAUCGCCGUUGAUAAGAAUGGGUUAAUGUAUUUUGUGGAUGCCACAAUGAUUCGGAAGGUGGAUCAGAACGGAAUCAUCUCAACCCUUCUGGGAUCCAACGACCUGACUUCUGUUCGGCCCCUCAGCUGUGACUCCAGCAUGGAUGUAAGCCAGGUACGUCUGGAAUGGCCAACAGAUCUUGCCAUCAACCCUAUGGAUAACUCUCUCUAUGUGCUUGAGAAUAAUGUGAUUCUGCGCAUCACCGAGAAUCAUCAGGUCAGCAUCAUUGCUGGGCGGCCAAUGCACUGCCAAGUUCCUGGUAUCGACUACUCCUUGAGCAAGCUGGCCAUACACUCAGCUCUGGAAUCUGCCACCUCCAUUGCCAUCUCUCACACGGGUGUGCUGUACAUUACCGAAACCGAUGACAAGAAAAUGAACCGCGUGCGCCAAGUCUCCGCCAAUGGGGAAAUUUCACUGCUGGCUGGGGCCACCUCUGAAUGUGAUUGCAAAAAUGAUGUGAACUGCAACUGUUUCAGCGGUGAUGAUGGCUAUGCCACAGAUGCAUAUCUCAACUCCCCUUCCUCUUUGGCUGUCUCCCCAGAUGGCACUCUGUAUAUUGCUGACAUGAAUAACAUCAGAAUUAGAGCGGUCAGGCAAAAUCGUCCCAUUCUGAAUGCAGUCAGCCAGUAUGAAGUGGCAUCUCCGAGAGAGCAAGAAAUGUAUGUCUUCAACUCGGAUGGAAUCCACCAGUACACGCUGAGUCUCAUCACCGGCCAGGCUCUGUACAAUUUCACCUAUGGCCCUGACAACACUACCGUGUUAGGUGUGGUGGACAACUGCAAUAACAGCCUCCGGGUGAGAAGGGAUUCUAAUGGCACACCACGCCACUUGCUUCUGUCAGACAACCAGACGAUCACCUUGACAGUAAGCAACAGUGGGGGGCUGAAAUCUGUCUCGGUGCAAAACCUGGAGCUGGCGUUUAUGACAUACGAGAGUGCAAGUGGCCUGCUAGCAACAAAGUCUGAUGAGACGGGAUGGACGACCUUCUACGAGUAUGACAGUGAGGGACGUUUGACCAACGUAACAUCCCCAACUGGCCUAGUGACAAGUUUACAUCGUGAAAUGGAGAAAUCGAUCAAUAUCGAUAUCGAGAACUCCAACAGAGAUGACGAUGUUACGGUCAUCACUAAUCUGUCUUCUGUUGAGGCAUCCUAUACUGUUGUUCAAGAUCAAGUAAGAAACAGCUACCAGCUGUGCAACAAUGGGACGCUGCGUGUGAUGUAUGCCAAUGGAAUGGGAAUAAGCUUUCAUACAGAGCCGCAUAUCCUCGCUGGCACAGUGAGCCCCACUAUUGGACGCAGAAACAUCACCCUGCCGAUGGAGAACGGACUCAACUCCAUUGAGUGGCGCUUAAGAAAGGAGCAAACUAAAGGCAAAGUCACCGUCUUUGGCAGGAAACUGAGGGCACAUGGAAGAAACUUACUCUCCAUUGACUUUGACCGAAAUACUCACACUGAAAAAAUAUAUGAUGACCAUCGAAAAUUUACCCUAAGAAUCGUCUACGAUCUGCAAGGGCGUCCAUCCCUCUGGCUUCCUAGCAGUGGACUGGCUCCCGUAAACGUGUCCUACUCCCCCAGUGGCCAGCUUGUCGGACUUCAACGGGGUGCAAUGAACGAAAGAACCGAGUAUGAUGGGAAGGGGAGGAUUGCUUCACGAGUGUUUGUGGAUGGUAAAACAUGGAGCUACACUUACCUUGAGCGGUCUAUGGUGCUACUUCUGCAGAGCCAGCGCCAGUACAUCUUUGAGUUUGACACCUCGGACUGGAUUAACGCUGUCACCAUGCCAAGUGUGGCCCGUCACACCAUGACUACUCAUACAUCAGUUGGUUAUAUCAGAAAUAUAUACAAUCCUCCAGAAAGCAAUGCAUCCGUCAUAUAUGACUUUACCGAAGAUGGAAAACUUCUGGACACUUUGUUUCUAGGAACUGGUCGCAAAGUGUUCUACAAGUACGGAAAGCUUUCAAAGUUGUCAGAGGUUGUUUACGAUGGCACUGCUGUCACCUUUGGCUAUGAUGAAACCACAGGAGUCCUCAAAAUGGUCAACUUACAGAGCGGGGGUUUUUCGUGCACAAUCCGCUACCGAAAAAUCGGCCCCUUGAUCGACAAGCAGAUCUACAGAUUCUCCGAAGAAGGCAUGGUCAAUGCCAGAUUUGACUACACUUACCACGACAACAGCUUUCGUAUCGCUAGCAUGAAACCUGUGAUCAGUGAGACUCCUCUCCCCGUGGAUCUUUAUCGUUACGAUGAGAUCUCUGGCAAGGUGGAACAUUUUGGGAAAUUCGGGGUUAUCUACUACGAUAUUAAUCAAAUCAUUACCACUGCAGUCAUGACUCUUAGUAAACAUUUUGACACCCAUGGGCGCAUCAAGGAAGUACAGUAUGAAAUAUUUCGUUCCCUGAUGUACUGGAUGACUGUUCAGUAUGAUAAUAUGGGAAGAGUAACCAAAAGGGAGCUUAAACUUGGUCCUUAUUCCAAUACAACAAAAUAUACCUACGAAUAUGAUGGGGACGGGCAGUUAAACGCAGUUAAAGUAAAUGACUGGCCGACAUGGCGCUAUAGCUACGAUUUGAAUGGAAACUUACAUCUCCUAAACCCUGGCAAUAGUGCUCGUCUGAUGCCGCUACGUUAUGAUCUGCGAGACCGGAUCACACGCCUCGGAGAUGUGCAGUAUAAGCUCGAUGAGGAUGGCAUCCUAAGCCAGCGUGGCUCUGAUGUUUUUGAGUACAACUCCAAAGGUCUGCUGGUUCGGGCCUACAGCAAAGUCAGUGGCUGGAACGUCCAGUACCAUUAUGAUGGCUUAGGCCGGAGAGUAUCCAGCAAGACCAAUCUAGGACAACACCUUCAGUUUUUUUAUGCUGAUCUCAACAACCCAGCCAGGGUGACCCAUGUGUACAAUCACUCCAGCUCAGAAAUCACAUCUCUGUAUUAUGACCUGCAAGGCCACUUGUUUGCAAUGGAGAUCAGCAGCGGAGAGGAGUACUACAUUGCUUCAGACAAUACGGGAACGCCUCUGGCUGUUUUUAGUAGUAAUGGCCUGAUGAUCAAGCAGCUCCAGUACACUGCCUAUGGAGAGAUAUACCAGGACUCUAACCCCGAUUUCCAGCUAGUCAUUGGCUUUCACGGUGGCCUUUACGAUGCUCUUACCAAAUUAGUGCACUUCAUGCAGAGAGAUUACGAUGUCCUGGCCGGUCGCUGGACAGCUCCAGAUCAUACACUGUGGAAAAAGAUCAGCAAAGACCCAGCACCCUUUAAUUUGUACAUGUUUAAGAACAAUAACCCACUCAGUGACACUUUGGACUUGAAGAACUACGUCACAGAUGUUAAGAGCUGGCUUGUAAUGUUUGGAUUUCAGUUAAGUAACAUCAUUCCUGGAUUUCCAAAGCACACCUUCUACUUCGUUGAGCCCCCUUAUGAGCUGUUAAUGAGCCAGGACUGUGAAAAUGGACAGCUCAUCACUGGUGUUCAACAAGCAGCUGAAAGACAUAACCAGGCCUUCAUGGCGCUUGAAGGGAGACAGCUGAACAAGGACAAGAGACCAGGGAAGAAGGACAAACCAGGCCGAUGGUUUGGCAUCUCUAAAGCAAUCAUUGGAAAGGGCAUGAUGUUUGCUAUUAAAGAUGGAAGAGUCAUCGCAGGGGUCACCAGUGCUGCUGGUGAGGACAACAGGAAAUUAGCUACGGUUCUGAACAAUGCCUAUUAUUUGGAAGGAGCUCACUAUACCGUCGACGGGAAGGACGGCCACUACUUUGUGAAAAUCGGUUCCGCGGACAGUGACCUUGUAGCCCUGGAAAUGACAAGCGGACGCAAGGUGCUAGAGAGCGGCAUUAACAUCACAGUCACCCAGCAGUCCCUCCUGGUUGGAAGUAGAACUCGUAGGUUUACAAAUAUUGAAAUCGAGUCAACCACCUUGUCAUUUAACAUCCGCUACGGCCUGACGUUGGAAACGCUGGACGAGGAGAGGAGCCGGGUGUUGGAUCAGGCUCGGACAAGAGCGUUAAAUGCGGCUUGGCUGAAGGAGCAGCAGAAGGCCCGUGACGGCAAAGAGGGCAGCCGACUGUGGACUGAAGGAGAAAAGCAGCAGCUCUUAAACGCGGGGAGAGUCCAGGGAUACGACGGCUACUACGUGUUACCCAUCGAGCAGUACCCAGAACUGGCAGACUGCAGCAGCAAUAUCCAGUUCCUACGACAAAAUGAAAUGGGAAAGAGGUAACAGAUUCAACUGCGGUGGGCCAGUUCAAGAAUGGGCCCGGAACAGAAUCCAAGGACUUUUCAUAUUAGUGUCUCCUCUCCUAAGGAGAUGAAAAGAAAUGCUAGUGGGGUAUGAAGCGGAGACUCAAAAGACUUAAUAAAGGAACUCUAAAGAACAAAAAAAACGGCUAUUUAGGAACUCUCCUGCCACGUACGGCAAAACAAAAUAAAAUAUAUACAUAUAUCUUUAGAAAAGCACUGAGACUUGGAAAACGAUAAAAGCAGUUGCAAAAAGCGUACCCCCUUUUUACGAAACGUUGCCCAUAUUUUUGGGGUUCCUGAAAAACAAAAAGAUGUCUUCAUCGAAUGUUUUAAGUGAGAGACGCUAAUGCUGCCGGGAGAAUUCACGGAUGGCUGCUUUCACUGGAAUGGAUUCCAUGUCUUGAGCUAACUUUAAACUUGCCAACUUGAUUAUGCUUACAGCUGGAAAGAGCACUGGCAAAGAGCUUGGAAGGUUUUAAGAGAAAUAAAUAAAAAAUAAAAAAAAUAACACAUACACGUCGUCUCAGGCCUUCAAGUCGUGAAACGAAAAGCUGAACUUCGGAGUCAGUUUCACAUGAACACCAAUGGCAAAUCUGAAAAAUUCCAAAAACAAAAAAAAAGACGCGGUGGCUAUAAUUUUCCUAGAUGUCAUCCAUUGCUUUAAUUUACUUUCUAAAUAUUUUUUAAGAGCAUUGUGUCCGAUCCGGCAUCUCUCCAGGGUGUCAGUUACGCGUAAGUAUGAAUGGCAGUAGAAGCGAGUGGCACUGUUACAAAGUGGGCAUCACUGUACACUCAAAUCAGGAAUCGCAGUCACAAAGCCGACAACGGGAAAGUGAACGAUCUUUAUGAAGUCAUUUGUUUAUUUAUUUAUUUGCUUAUUUAUUUUUUAAUUUUUCUUGUAAUCUAUGACAAUCAUUCAGCAGUCACCAGAACAAAAAAAAAAGAGAAAUCUUUGGUGCAGAGACGUUUUUUUUUCCUUUGUAAUAUAUGUAAGAAUUGUUCAUUAAGGUUUUUAUAUUAAUUUUAAUUUGUUGAUCAGCAAAUUAUAGUCACAGACAGAAUAAUUUAUGUAAAGUGUUUUAAAAUUGUUUAUACUUAAAAAUAAAGUCUUUAAAACUGUGAACGUUUAAUUUUAUAAAUGAAUCUAUAUGUACAGUACGUAGACCAGCCUUUAUGCAGCACGGUAAAAUACUGUUGAAAUUAUAACACGUUUUAUAUUUCUAAAAAAUUGAAAUAAAAAAAAAAUAGAGAGUUCAAUAUUAAACGUUCUCUGGAAAAGACCAGCUGGUGUGUAGCAGGUGGUUUUCAGAAUUAUGAAAUCAUUUUAUUUUUAAGAUAAAUCAUGAACAUUUUACCGUCCUUUUGAGAAAAGUAUGAGAAUUAUUUAAACCGUGAAUAAAUAAUAUCGCCGAGGAAAACACUAGUGAGAAAAGCGGAACCCGUGAACGCGCUUACGGAACGCGCGCUGAAAUCCGUGAACGCGCUUCUGUGAACAGCUUGACGUUAAAAGUUCCAUUUUGCUUAUGUCUCUUACGAGGAGAUUGCUUGUGUGAAAGAUAACUUCGAAAUAUCCAGUCCAGUACGUUCUUUCCGUAUGUAUCAGAAUAAAAUCCACAAGCCUGCAUUUCGAGAGAUCGCGUUGGGAUUUCCUCCUGCGUGGUCCUCAAUGGGGCUCAUUUCAAUGUGUAUUUUCCUGUAGUGCUGGAAGACUUGUCAGUAUUUGGGGGUUGGGGGGGGGAAAGAAUCGAAAUGUUGAUGAAUACGUUUUCAGUGUUUAUGACAACAAAAUGAUCUUUAGAAGUUUGGCGUGCUCAUCUCGUUUUGUUCUUAUUUUGUUCUGCUUUCAAAUGACCGUGCCUUCUUUAAGAAAUCGUUGAGCACCAGAGGGCGCACUAUCCUAAUCGUAACUGACAGUGAAAUUGCCACAGACCCACAACCCCCUGCGCUAAUGCGAAACGACUAGAAGCAGUGACGACGGUGAUGCCCAAGGUACACAAGGUGGGGUGGGGGCACAACAUUACUGUGGGCAACGAUGGUCAGAUGGGCGCGGAUCUGCCGUCGCAAGCCUGUCGUGGAUGAGCCUAGUUAGCAAUAUCUCUUUGCUGGAGUUUGUCUGUAGAUGGUGACGCUUUACUUUGACUGCUUUUUCUUUUCAUUUUUAUAGAUGAUUGUCUAAGUGAAACGUAGGGCCACGUUUUUUAAAUUUUUUUGUGAAUGCUGUAUAUUUUAGACCUGGGAUUGUGUUAUGAAGAAAAGCCUGAAUUUUAUGAUUAAUGGAAACCAAUGCUGCAAAAAAAAAAAAAAAAAACAAACCUUUGGACUUAGUGUUCCGUCUGAACGUCUGCUUGUUUUAAUGUAUUUAUUUCUAAUCCAAACUAAAUUACCUUACGAAAACCCUCUCGAAGCCCCCCGGCGUCGAGAACUUGCUACAGAGACCCUUUUCUCAUUCUAUAUUUGCAGCGGGUAGCAGGUGGCAUUUCAAACAAAGGAGCUUUAUUCCAGAAAAUUCCAACAUGAUCAUCACCAAAGCGUUUUGUAUUACUAGUCUACUUUAAAGUGCAAAGUAGUAAUAAAAAUUCAUAAAAAACUAUGAAUGAACUAGGCUCUGUUGAGAACAUUUUUUGUUACGUCAUAGCUGUCAUCAUUACUAUUGCUUAAUACUUUCUAAGCGAGAAUUGUUUUAGAGUUGUGUGCAGGCCCUUUUGGAUGCCUGAAGUAUAUUGAUUAGAUCUGUGCUUACCAAAACCUCAUCAAUGUGUUCUUACUUUUAAACUCAUACGGGAAAAUAAACAAAGAAGCUAUUUCAGUUUAUGUCCAUGAAUUGUGACGCAUACCAUUGUAUCUACGAGUACACUGUAACACCACUUAGUGGGCUUCAACAACGGUAAUGCUGCCGUGAGAAAGACGAACAAACCCACAUACCACCAUUCCAGCGGCCAUUACGCUACAUGUCGACCUUUUUGCGUUCUUCUUGUUUUCUUGAUGUAUGAUAUUUUCGGUGCAUUCAGCGGUCAUUCACGUGCUGACGGCACAGUACUGUGUAUAUAAUCUCGAGUCGGUAGACGCCUCUGUGUUACGAUGCUAAGCCUUUCGCUUCUCAGACAGCUUUUAGCCGCUGCACCUCUUCACCGCGCAGCAGCCGCAGUUUCAUUUACUAGCUCAGUUCCAGUUUAGACUCUUUGUGCGGUUAAUUCCAUUUAUUGUUUACAGUAUUGUAACCUUUUGGAUUUCAGAAAAAAAAACACGUAAAAGCACUUGUACAAUGAACUCUCUUUGUAUUUUUUUUAUUAUUUAAUGUAUAGUACAGUACUUUAAUAAAAAAUACAAUGCAUUA